Apis mellifera (honey bee) is the source of this 787-nucleotide messenger RNA. It is a transcript of the gene HINT1, whose product is annotated as histidine triad nucleotide-binding protein 1. Gene Ontology annotation, biological process: purine ribonucleotide catabolic process. Gene Ontology annotation, cellular component: cytoplasm; nucleus. The record is from RefSeq and is a predicted model, not a curated record. Gene Ontology annotation, molecular function: hydrolase activity. The transcript has 2 exons. Bases 118 to 591 code for a protein of 157 amino acids. Lineage: Eukaryota; Metazoa; Arthropoda; Insecta; Hymenoptera; Apidae.
AAUAUUCGUGACAUGGCAUCUUGAACAUUGCCGCUUUUUUACUGUACAACAAUAGUAAUGAAUUUGUGAUAGUCAUGUGUUAAUUUUGUAGACAAAAAUAUAUUGAAUCCGCUCGAAAUGAGAUUGUUUUUAAAUCUCGGGAUAACUUCAUGUAAACAGUUACUAUAUAUCAAUACCAAUCUAUUAAAUCGUUCUUCAUGUUGGAAAAAAAUGGCGACCGAAGUGGAAAAAGCCCAAGUUGCAGUUCCUACUGGAGAUACUAUUUUCGGCAAGAUACUUCGUAAAGAAAUACCUUGUAAUUUCAUUUAUGAAGAUGAUAAGUGCGUUGCAUUUCAAGAUAUAAAUGCUCAAGCACCAGUGCAUUUUCUAGUAAUUCCACGAAAACCAAUUUCACAACUUUCAAAAGCCGAAGAUGCGGACGAAGCUUUGUUGGGCCAUUUAAUGCUUAUUGCCCGUAAAGUGGCGAAGCAACAAGGCCUCGAUAAUGGUUUUCGUUUGGUUAUCAACGAUGGUAAACAUGGUGCACAAUCGGUAUAUCAUUUGCAUAUACAUGUUCUCGGUGGUCGCCAAAUGCACUGGCCCCCAGGCUAAAAAAUUCCAUUUCAUUUAAUACAAUUCUAUACGCAGUUAUAAAUUUUAAGAAAUAUCUUUUGUCAAUAAUAAAGUAUUGAAGAAAAUAUUGUUGCUUGUAAUUAAUUAUUUUUAUUAUAAAAUUAAAAAUGUUAUAAUAUUCGAAAAAUGUUAUUUUGAAACCAAAUUAAAAAUCUAUUCUUUUUUAUAUACUUCA